AUGUUCGACACUCAUUCAAAAUUGGGCAUUGCCCAAAUUAUUUUCUACAUACCGGUCACGGUUUUAGCCGUUUAUCUCGCGUUUUAUCGACACAACCGACCGCGCAUGGCAUGGCUCAUCUUAAUGUUUUUCUCUAUCAUUCGCAUCACAGGAGGUAUUCUGGUCAUUCUUUGGGGCCAGAUUCCACAGACCGGACUAAUGGUCGCCGCCAUCAUCUUCCUCAAUACUGGCGUGUUUCCCCUAAUUGCAGCAACUCUUGGUCUCAUUCGACUCAUUAUGGCCCGGGAGGACAUGGAAUCACGAAUCAAUCGCCAUUUGGUUCUUUCUCGAAUGCUUUUUUUCAUUGCUCUUGGUCUUACAAUCGCCGGUGGAGUCCUUGAAGGAAGUGAUACCCUCAGCGAUGUAGAGACCGGAGUCAAACUUGUCAAAGCUGGCUACAGCCUUGUCGUGGUCUUCGUGGCUUGUCUAUUGGCCAUCCAAAUCUCCCUUUGGACUCGCUACACUUGGCUCGCUACCCCAAGUCAAACAAUUCUCAACGCCGCCACCCUUGCGACACCUUUUAUAACUGUUCGCAUCUGCUACCUAUUCCUCUCGGUUUUCUAUCCAUUAGAUCCGCGAUGGUCCAAUUUGACGGGUCAUAUCGUGCCUUUCCUCUUCAUGGGUCUCAUCAUGGAAUACUGCGUUGUGGGUCUUUUCCUUGGGACGGGCUUUGUUAUUCCUCGUAUGAGAAACGGAAGUGAUAAGAGGGGCUUGCUUGUUCCGGAUACACCAGACCGCCAAGGGAGGGACUCAAGUUGUGGCGCGGAACUUCAAUAG
This is a messenger RNA of Penicillium manginii, 816 nucleotides long. RefSeq lists its product as uncharacterized. The coding region runs from base 1 to 816 and encodes 271 amino acids. The record is from RefSeq and is a predicted model, not a curated record. The transcript is spliced from 4 exons. NCBI's taxonomy places the organism in Eukaryota, Fungi, Ascomycota, Eurotiomycetes, Eurotiales, Aspergillaceae.